Coccinella septempunctata (seven-spotted ladybird) is the source of this 2548-nucleotide messenger RNA. RefSeq names its product protein claret segregational. The transcript has 5 exons. Lineage: Eukaryota; Metazoa; Arthropoda; Insecta; Coleoptera; Coccinellidae. Gene Ontology annotation, molecular function: microtubule motor activity; microtubule binding; ATP binding. The record is from RefSeq and is a predicted model, not a curated record. Gene Ontology annotation, biological process: microtubule-based movement. The coding region runs from base 223 to 2220 and encodes 665 amino acids.
CUGUUUGAAAUCUAACGUUUUUCUGUUAUUUGUGCUUUUAAAAAAAAAUAAAUAUCAAUCCCAUGUUGUGCUCUCUGCAUUUUUUCUGAUAUUUACUCAAGUUUUUAUUUCUUUUAAUCUUUGUGAGCGAAUGCCCAGUUAAACGGAAUUAAUCCAAUAGAGAGACAACGGAGAGGGCUUGGUUCUAACAUCUCUACAAGGAAAUUUUUUGGUGUUGUGAAUAUGUCCAGGAUUCCAAAAUUCGAAAGUAAAUCCCGAAAACCCUCAACAACAGAUGAAGUUCCUGACUUAAUUCAUAAUGUGAGAAAACCUAUACUGAGACGUUCAAAUUCAUUCGAUACUCUAAAUGUUGCAUCCUCCAAACAAAUAAUUUCAUCACGAAAUCUAUUGGGAAACAAUCGUAAACUUGUCAAUUCAUCAAAUACGUUAUCCAAAGGAGCAACUUCAUCAAAAUCUGGUAAAAGUUCAACAGAAGAUCAUGUACCAGAAUUACCUUCAAUUGGUGGAAAACCAAGAACAAUUAUGAGGCGAUCGAGAUCAUUUAGUGAUUUGAGAACAUGUACCAAAAGUAUUCAACCUUUAUCGAAAGUAAAUUCUGGGAGAACUUUAGCUACAAAUAUUAAUGCUAACAAGUUGCCUAAAUGUGGGAGCUCAAUGAAACCUAACUCAAGUAAACCAAUAAUAAAACCAACUAUAAUGUCAAAGGCUCCGAUAAAACGACCAGGAGGAACAUGUGAUUCUGAAGUGAAGAAUAAAGUUAUGAAGAAGACUAAAGUACCAGACUGGGACUAUAAAACUAGGUUUUUCUUGCUUCAAGAUACUUUCAAGAAGUUGCAAGAGGAUAUGAAAGUAUAUGAAAAACGUGUUCAAGAUGCAAAAAUAACUUGCCAAGAUUUACAAUCAUCACAGCAAUCUUUUAGAGAAGAGAUAGAAAAACUGACUUCAAUGAAUGAUGAAUUGACAAAACAUCAGGAAGAGCUGAGACAAAAAUAUCAAGAGAAAUGUACAGAAUUGGAAAACUUGAAAGAAACUUUUGCUAAUAUUCACAGUAAAUAUGAACGAUAUUAUGAAGAAGCACAAAAUCUUUCAAAAGAUAAAGAAAAUCUCUUGAAUGAAGUCUUCCAGGGGGAGAAGCUAAGAAGAAUAUUACAUAAUCAAAUCCAAGACCUUAAAGGUAACAUAAGGGUGUUCUGCAGGGUGAGACCAGCUUUGAAUGAGUUGGAAAAAAUAAAUCAGUGCAACUUCAGUUUUUCUGAUAACAACUCGAUAGAAAUAGCAAGAUUGAGGGGAAGUUUAGCUCCGGGUGGAGUAGUUAAAGCUAACGAUGCUCAAGAGUUCAAAUUUGAUAGAGUAUUUGAUCAGAAUGCAACCCAAGAAGAUUUAUUCCAAGAGUUAUCACAACUCAUUCAGUCUGCCAUGGAUGGAUAUCAUGUGUGUGUAUUUGCAUAUGGGCAGACUGGUUCUGGUAAAACUUACACAAUGCAAGGUGAACAACAUCCUAAAGAAUCUCUAGGAAUGAUACCGAGAUCUGUAGAGUUGAUAUUCAACAGAAAAAUGGAAAUGGAGAAAAAGGGUUGGUCUUUCAAAAUUGAUGCUAGUUUUCUUGAAAUAUAUAAUGAAAAUAUCAGAGACCUCAUGAAAAUCAAAGAUGAAAAACCAUUGGAAAUAAAAUUCAAUAAAGGUAAAGGAACAACAGUUACAAAUCUUACGAUAAUGCCAAUAUCCUCUGCUGAAGAACUAUUGCAGUAUGUGUUCCAAGCCCAACAGAAUAGGUCAAUAGCCGUCACAAACUUCAAUGAACACAGCUCCAGGUCCCAUGCAGUGACUAAAUUAUACAUUGAAGCACGUUAUAAUAACUCAGAUGAUGUUUAUAUAGGUUCAAUAAGUUUGGUAGAUCUAGCAGGUUCAGAAAGUGCCAAAACUGUGAGCAAUGAACGGUUAGCCGAAACAAAAAAUAUCAACAAGAGUUUAUCUAGUUUAGGGAAUGUAAUGAUGGCAUUAUACAAGAAAGAAACACACGUGCCAUAUAGAAAUUCUAAACUGACUUUCUUACUGCAGUCUUCUUUAGGAGGCAAUUGUAAAUGCCUAAUGAUUGUAAAUGUGUCUCCUGUUAAUGAUUCAUAUAAUGAAUCAAUAAAUACUUUGAGGUUCGCAGCUAAAGUGAAAGAAGUUAAAAUUACUGCCAAUCAAAACAGGACGUUAGUGACACCAAGUAAAUAAUUUCUUGAUUCAAAUUAAAUUUUGACCAAACCAUAUAUCGAAUGUACUGAUAGCUUUGUAUUUGAAACGUUUUUAGUAUAGUGAAUAUAAUUGUAUUGUAUUGUAUAUCCAUUUAUAAAUCUUUAUUUAGUUCCGGUGCAGCACGUUCUGCCUUAGGUCAUCAUUAUUGUCGAUCUUAUAGCAGAAGGGUCGAGAAAUAAAUCUUAACCAUUUCUGUGAAAAUAUGAAGAUUUUUCCUUGACCCUUCUGCGAUUACAUUGACAAUAGUACUGAUGAUGGCCAAAAAUGCUGUACCGGAAAUGAUUUUAAAUAUAAUUAUUAUCUCAAA